Scleropages formosus (Asian bonytongue) is the source of this 3289-nucleotide messenger RNA. RefSeq lists its product as uncharacterized. Bases 89 to 2854 code for a protein of 921 amino acids. The transcript is spliced from 5 exons. Gene Ontology annotation, biological process: regulation of glycogen biosynthetic process. The record is from RefSeq and is a predicted model, not a curated record. Gene Ontology annotation, cellular component: protein phosphatase type 1 complex. Gene Ontology annotation, molecular function: glycogen binding; protein phosphatase 1 binding. NCBI's taxonomy places the organism in Eukaryota, Metazoa, Chordata, Actinopteri, Osteoglossiformes, Osteoglossidae.
CGCUGUGGGAGCUGGAAUAACCUCGCGCCACAUCCCGCUUCUCUUUCGGUGCUCUUUACUGACAUCUAUCGGCUCAGCAGACAGCUCCAUGGAGUCCGCAGGAGAACUGGACCAUUUUGAGGUCUCCAACCCUUCAGGGUGUCCUGAGAUCCAGUCCCGUGAGGGGGAUAAGGACAAAGCAGGUGAUGGAGAUGAGCCUAAUUCCCCAUCCCCUCGAAAGAGGAGCGGCUCGGUAUCCUCAGAGGAUUCUGAUCCAGAGCCCCCUCCAGUCAUCACCAGAAAGGUGUCCUUUGCAGAUGCCUUCGGCCUUGACCUGGUGUCCGUAAAAGAGUUUGACAGCUGGAACACUCCGAAGAAGUGGGCCGACAACCUCCUGGACGAUGACCGCGGCGAAGACUCCGCAGAGUACUUCCUGUUGUGCCUGUUCACAGUGCCUUCCACGGCCGAGGAGCUAAUGGAGAAACUUGCGGACCAGAAGAUCGAGCUGGAACACGUCGAGCUACUUCCUGAGACAGUGGCGCUGAGGGGAAUCAUCCGGGUAAUGAAUCUAUGCUUUGAGAAAAGGGUAUACGUUCGCAGCACUCUGGACGGCUGGGACACACACAUGGACCUGCUGGCAGACUUCAUUCCUGGUUCUAGUGAUGGUGAGACAGACAGAUUUUCUUUCACGCUGCGCCUCGUGCCGCCGUGUAAAGAGGAGAGAUCCAGGGUUGAGUUCUGCCUCCGGUAUGAGACUGUGUUCGGCACUUUCUGGGCCAACAAUGGUGGGGUAAAUUAUGUGUUGUUCUGCGAAAAAAGGUUCAACAGGGACAUGAAAGCAAUGACACAUGAGGAGUAUGCCAUCAGGAGCAUGAAGAGUUGCCUCAAAGCCAGCAGAGACCAUGUCACAGAGGCUUCUCUAACAGAUUUUCAAGCAGAAGAUCCAGCUGAAAUCAAAAGUGACACAGUUGAGAAAACAUCCGAUUAUGCUGAACUGCAUUCACAAGAAGAUGGUGAAUCAGUGAUGGACUGGCAAACAACCCGGAGGAGCAGACGGAGGGCAGCCCGUAUGGCACGGGUUCGAGACCACUUCCUGCAUAGAGAGGUCGAAAAAGAGAACAAAUAUGAAGAAACCCCCCGGCCACCUCACAAAAUUGGCAUGGCGCCACUGGGGGACACUGUAUCACACCUUGCAACCCCUGGAAGCAGUGUAGAGAACACCUGGAAGAGAAGGACUGCCGCUGAGCCUAGCAACCUAUGUGAAUCACUUCUCGACAUCAAGGACAGCAUGUUUGCCACUGCAGUUGAGAUGGAAGCUCCUCAUGAUGGUUUCUACAAUUCACUCUCCUCCCAAGCAUCAGUCGAUACCAGCCAAGCGUAUUCAGCCAGCAGGCUGUCCACGGAAACCCCUGAAAGCUGGUGCACAGGUUUGAGGAAGGGGCAUCCUUCGGAGGAUCCCGAAGUAGGUAUCCAUGGUGGAAAAGAGACCAUUAGAGGCAGUGGUUCAGAAAUAGGAAUCAUCCUUGUCCGUGGUCACCAACUUGAAUCUGUGACCAACAAAACACCCUCGUGUCACACAGGGCUCAGCAGCGCAGAGGAAAGAGUUGUGGAGGAGACUGGCCCGAGUCAGCAAGACAGUGAACCCUUGAGUGGUGAAGUGAUAGAGUUGUCUGAAGAUGAAGGUCCUUUUUCCAAUUCCAAUAGGUCUGUAGUCCUGCUUGAACAUCCAGUGGAAGGCAUAGCUGUAGGUCUCGCACCGGGAGCCAAAGUGAAUGCACAAAGAGAGAAGGAAACUUCUCAGGUACCAGAUCCUAAACUUUCAGGGAGUCCUGAGGCAAAAUACAAGCUGGCUGACCUUGAGGGUCACAAAGAAGAAUCUUGGAUGCCUGAAGCAGACAAUUCAAAAAUAAGCCGCAAAGAUGCAAAGGAAAGACUUGUCAUACCAGAACUUGCUGUUGCCAGUAGAAGGGAUGGAGCCUCGUUGGUAGGAGAUAACAUGAGUAUUAUUCAGACUGAGACCCAAAUAUAUGGUCCAGGGACCGAUGGCAUCACAUCCACGCAGGAGUUCAGGCCAGAGGAGGAGUGUGUUCAUGGAAGAGAACCAAAAGAUCUGGAGGAAAGUUAUGGGAAGCAAGCGUUAAUAGCAAAGGAUGCUGAUGAGGGACAAAAGGAGAUUGAAAUGGAACUGAAAAUUAAGAAAGAAAUGAAAGAAGGACUCAUGGCUGAGCAAAAAGGAGCACCAGCAUGGUGCGAAAUAAAAGCUCAACUUGAGGUUGAAACAGAUGAAACAAACGCCAGCCACUUUGCAGGAAAAGAAGCAUUUUGCAUGGACGAAGGUCCCGGAUUCCUUGGCGCCAAGUUAGAGUCCAGUCACGGAGGGCAAGAGUCACAUAGAGAAUUUGCCUCGAGUGUGCAAGAAGAAGAAACAGGGGGCAGCAUUGUGUUCAGUAUACAAAACCAAUCUCUAGCUGAAGCUGGUGAUGCUCGAGGGGCUCUGGCUAGGGAGAGCAGUCAGGGUCCAGUAAGAGCACAUGCGCUAGCUUUUCCUUUUGUUAUGUUAAGUGAUGAUGGGGAGGACACUCCGGGUCAGUCACCCCUUGAUGUACCAGGGCAACCCAUCUCUGCUAAAAUGGCCCAUGUUGAAAGGGCAGAAACUGUAGUGCGAGGCUACCUGUGGAAGUGGAAUGGAUUAACUUCCCCAAACAGUUUUUCACGGCUGCCGUUGUGCAUUGUGCUAUUAGCAGUCAUCUGUGCUACUGCUUAUCAGUAUGGCUUCCUGGCUUGUUUUGCACUUUACCUGUUCUCUGUUUGCUGGCUGAUCUGCCAUGAGAAAAAACAACAUUUACAAGAAGGGGAUCGAAUAGAUAGUCAAUGAAAAUGAUGUUUUUUUUUUUUUUAGAUUUCAGAAGUUUGUUUUGGUUCAGUAGGUUCGUCGAGAAUAUGUGUAUUUUGAUUUCUAUUUCAUUUAAACUUUGUGUCUCCAAAAUAGAUAAUAUGGCAGAUAAUUUAGUUCAAGUCAAUAACCUUUUCAGGAACCAAAAAACACCAGUUGUGCCAGAUAUGCCACUAGGAACUUAUUUCAUUUUAAGUGGACCACCACGCGAAUUUCUUACAGGCAUUGAUUAGCAAUGGAUCUAUGUAACAAUGCUCAGUUUACUCGGAGCUGAAACGAACAACACAUCAAUGUCUCAACUUUACUCUUUCACAUUAAUGAUACAAAAUCUGUAGGUGAUUCAGUAAUAACCCAGCAAACAACAUUUUGCCACAAAUAAAUCUGUUCAGACUCAAGUCUGCUGUGUUGUGUAACUCU